Leptopilina boulardi is the source of this 4960-nucleotide messenger RNA. Its product is annotated as putative thiamine transporter SLC35F3. The transcript is spliced from 11 exons. NCBI's taxonomy places the organism in Eukaryota, Metazoa, Arthropoda, Insecta, Hymenoptera, Figitidae. The record is from RefSeq and is a predicted model, not a curated record. The coding region runs from base 374 to 2374 and encodes 666 amino acids.
UGCACUAGCUUUAGUAAUCAAUGAAACGUCAGAGGGUAGUAUUGCAUUAUUGCAUUCUACAGAAUGCAUAAGAGCACAAUUUAUGUAAAUGUUUUUCAUUAAUUUUUUCUAUUAAAUGAAUUUAUUAUAGAAACAGCUUUCCAAGUGUUUUUAUUGCUCUAAUUUUAAAUUUUAAAUGAAGUUAUGUAUCACAAGGACGUUAUAGAAUUAUUGUUUAUCAAGAGAUGGUGAAAAUAAAUAAUUAUUAUGAGAAUAAUCAAAACAACGUGAUACGUACAGAUUAAGAAAAAUAAAGAUGAGUAAUCAAGUUAAAUUUUUAUCUUUAAAAGUAGUAAGUGUUUUUGGAAACCUCGAUUGUUUGACUAUUUAAAAAAUGGGGAGUGGAGAAGUUAGCGAAGUUUCAACGAUAUUUCAUCCAAGGAGAUCAAGAAGGCCUAGUAUAGUUCUGAGCGACGAUCAACCUAAUCACCCUUAUACCAGUCCUGCUCAAAUUCUUUUAGAUUCUUCAGGAACUGAGCAGCAAAAUUUCAAAUUAAAUAGUGGAUGUGGAGAACCAGGAAUAGGGUGCAGAUCUCAUGAUUGUGAUAGUAAUGUUUGUAGUGGGGUAGGUGGUGGUAACAUAGCAGGGGGAAUUCAAAGGCAAUGUCAAGUACAAGGACAACUUUGUCCACCGGUCUCCUAUCGUCAACGGCAUCGUUUUUCAUUAACUAAUUGCUAUACAUCAUGUUGUGCUGAAUCUGCAAAAAAAAUAUAUUUUGGAGUCUGCGUUACGAUAUGCGUUACUGCAAGCUGGGUUGGAGCAACUCAUUGUAUAAAAUACCUAUAUUUUUAUAAGCCCGAAAUUAUCAAACAGACUGUGACAGCAAAUUCUUCUCUGACAGGACCUCACCAUGAACAUCUAGUUCUUCAAUACAAUGCUCCUUUUUUUACAACAUGGUUUUGCACUAAUUGGGCAGUUCUCUAUUUUCCAAUUUAUCUUUUAUGUCAAGCAAGUGCAAAAAAAUGUUCAAAUCCUUCUGAAAUUAUUGCUGAAAGUCUUCGAGGUUUUCGAGAUAAAGGUUUUACCGGAGGAAGAUUUUUAACCAGAUGUAGCUUGUUUUGUGGACUGUGGGUGGCAACUAAUUACAUGUAUAUCCAUUCCCUGCGGAUUCUAUUUGCUACAGAUGUAAUGGCACUUUUUGCUACAAAUGUAGCUUGUGUUUAUCUCUUAUCUUGGGUUAUACUUCAUGAACAAUUUGUUGGAGUAAGAAUUGUAGCAGUAAUUCUUUGUGAUACAGGAAUAGCUCUUUUAGCAUAUAUGGAUGGAAUAACAGGAAGUCCAACCCUUUCUGGCGUCGUACUUGCCGCUGCAGCUGCUGCUGGAUCAGCAGUUUAUAAAGUAUUAUUCAAAAAAGUAAUAGGUGAAACGACAUUUGGUCAAGUUUCGCUGUUUUUCUCGAUAAUUGGUUUAUGCAAUGCCGCAUUACUUUGGCCAGUUUGUUUGGCACUCUACUUCUCUGGAGCAGAAACAAUUCAUUGGGGAAAAUUACCAUGGUCUUCGUUACUUGCGGCCAGUAUUCUCCAUUUAAUUUCUAACAUGUUGGGAAAUUUCAGUAUAGCGCUAACAUAUGAUCUAUUCAUUACACUUGGUUUAAUAACAGCUAUUCCUGUUUCUGCCGCAUUAGAUGUUGUCUUGUAUGGUGCUCACUUUGUUGGUAUGAAGUUGGCAGGGAUGAUUCUAAUUGCGAUUGGUUUUUUCCUUGUGAUGUUUCCAGACAAUUGGCCUGAUUAUAUAACACGUUUCCUACGUACACAUCCGAAGAAUCAGAGCAGGGCUAUGAAUAGAAGCCGGAAACCAUCUUUCCAGCAUCGUAAUUUUCGACGGAACUAUGGGGUUUCUGCUGCUCACGGAGAAGGGCAAACACUCCUUCCACUUCCUGGACACAACCAGAUCAACUCGUCCCAUCUUCAAAAUGCAAACAACCCUUUGUCAUCAUCCCCUGAACUUACAAGUCGAGUCCCUACUUCAACCACAACUUCAAUAUCAUCCAAUAUUAACAACUACCAACGCUCACACGCCGCCUCUCAAGUUCAAGUGUAUCAAAAUGAGCGUCUCACAACGAGAAUUCCACUCCAGCACUGCCAAAUAAGUAAUAUGCCGUUAAUGACGUAUUCUUUGAAGCGUCCCGAGCUGGGAACCCCACUUCUUCACGUCUGGCCCCUUUUCAUGUUGUCCCUAGCUGGAAAAACCGAAUUUGUCGUACCCUUUUCCGCAGGGAAGCAUCGUCCCUCCGUUCAGGUAGGAAAACUGCCUGUCUCCUUUGAUGGUCUCUUCUCAGGUAACAGUUUGAAAGGCAAUAAAACACAAACCCACCACCGAACUAUCAGUAAUUAAACGCGAUAAGAAUUAACUGCAACAAAUUUUCAACAACUAUAAUUUUCAAGUAAAAAUAUCUAACCACAAAUUUUUAACUUAUUCUAUCUAAAUAUCACCUAUCCCCCCUUUCCCGCCAUUUCUACUUCCUGUGUUCAAUAAUGGCGGACAUUUUAAUAUUUAUACAACCUUUACUGAAUCUGGUAACACAAUAUUCCGAAGUUUGCACUUAAUGAUUUAUAAAUUUUCAGUAAAUUUUCGUACAGUGGUAUUUCCAGGGUAUAAAUUCAUAAUGUAACAGGACAGGACUAAAAAAAUUAGUAUUCUUUUUAUGUAUCUUACACAAUUACUUUCAAAAUAUAUUUUUAAUACGUUUUGAUUUUUCUACAAGAAUGUCAUGUUUCAGAUUCCUAUAAAAAUUGGUCAUCGUGUUCACAUCCCAGCUUCUUUGAUACCAUUUCUCCAUUGAUUUUAUAUCCUGAUAGUCUUCCUUCUUGUUCCUUACUAAAAUAUAAAUCACCUAAAUUGUCUGAGAAGUAGUUUACACGAGAAUGCUAAAAGUACAUACCUAAUUUAUGAUGAGGAGAAAAAUUAAGAUUUUUCAAGACUUAACUAGUGGUGAUUUUAUAAUGACCUUAUUGUUAGACCCAGACUGAUAUAUGUCCUAUUCGGUCAUAUUAAUAUGGCCGCUUUUCCUCACUACUACCAAGGUAAUGAUGACUUUGACAUAAACGAUUUGUUCUUGCAGAUGUCACAUAUUGUUUCGUUUUAUUGGACAGUUACUCAAUAUAUAAGGGAAAAGUGCCGGUUGUGGGCCAUUCCUACGUAAUUUUUGACAGCAAAUAGAUAUUGCUGAUCUGAAUAUGGUCAAACUUGUAUGUUGACAGUACACAGUUUUUGUAUUAAUACCGAAGCGAUACGCGCAUUUUUUAGAAAUAGUGAGCAUAAUAAAAAUAUCGUUAAAAAAUGAAGGAAAAAGUGAUUUUCUACUUUUUUCCAAGUGUGUUAAAUAGGUGUAAAUUAUUAAAUGGAAUAUUCGAAUGGAAUAUUUUCAUAAUAUUCCAUUGCUUUAUUUGAAAUAAUCCUUUGGAAUAUUCCAUUGAUAUUCUAAGAAUAUAAAAAUAUCUGACCUUUGGAAUGUCCCUUUGGAAUAUUGUAGAAAUAUUCUUGUAAGUUCGAAAAAUAUGAUGUAAUUUUUAUUUUUCUUCAAGAAUAUUGAUGUAUUAUUCUUAUUAUAAUAUUUUCAUAAUUUUUUAUUUGAAUAUUCCCAAAAUAUUCCAAAAAAAUAUUCCUGUAGUAAUCUUAUGAAACAUCCAAAUAUUCUUGCAACAAUUCAAAAAGUGGAUAUUUUUAUGCUCCUAGAAUGUAAAUGGAAUAUUAUUUUAGAAUAUUCCCAAUAUUCUAAUGGAAUAUUCCAAGAAUGUAAUUGGAAUAUCUCGUGUUAUUAAGCAAUUAUCAUUUUCAUUUCAAUUAUGGUGGUUUUCCUUCAUUUUUUUGCGGAUUCUCUUAGUGUGCCCACAACUGGGUACAACUUUUUUUGACUAAAAGUGAUCACUUCACUAAAAUUUUAAUAAAAUCUUUCCAAUUGAAGGAACCAAUUUUUUUAUACAGUUACCUAAGGCCUUUAGAUUGCCACUGAUACACACAAGUCUCAUAAUAUGCAUUUGGUUAAAAGUUAUGAGCCAUAAAGAAAAGGGUGCCCACAACCGGAACUUUUCCCUUACAUUUUUGAUCGUAUGGUUACGUUUGAAAUCAUUUCAUUUUCCGCAUUAAUCGUUCUUAGGAAUAAGGUUAAAUAAAUGUUUACACUCACAACAGUUUAUUCAGUUUAACUGUAAGUUUAUUUAUAAUGUUACAAUUAUUAAUUAGAGUAGAGUGGGGCACAAUUACUAUUUAUUCCCCAAAGAGGGACUUGGUGUUGGGCUCUUCAUUAACUCUAGAUAAGGAGCUGCAUUUCAAAAUACACAAAAUUGGUUGUAUUUACCCCACUGUACACUAUUUAUGUGAUUAGCACAAUCUGCCUGUCCCAUUAGUCUGAUUACUUCCGUUACUUUUUAAAGCAUCAAGGUAGAACCCAGUUCUGUGUCCCUUUAGAAGACAUCCAUUAUUAUAGAAAAGUCUAGAACUGAGAAAUUAAUAGUUUUAAAAUUGUGUAACCUAAUAUUUUAUUAUUAACUAACUUUAGCACUUGUUGUAAUAGAACUUUUGUGUUUAAUUAUUAAUUGUAUGUAGAAAGUCCAAGAAAUAUAAAUUACAUUUGCAUUAUCAAAGAUGCAUGCUAAUUAUAUAGAAUAGAAGACAAAUCAGAUUUCACAUUCAAUUAAUGCCUACUUCUUUCAGGUGGAGCAGGAGACAUAGACAUGGCAUUCCAGGUGGUGCAGCUCGCGACAUAAUUGAUUAUCGAACAGGGUAUAUAAAAUCUCAUCUUCGAUCUCCAUCAGGAAGAGUUCGGUGACUAAUUUCCAUACUGACUGAAUAAAAAAAUACUUUUAAAUGAAAAUAAUUUGGAAAGUGGCGAAAAAAUUUUUAAGUUUAAAUAUCUAAGGUUUAAAAUAUUGUUGCUCAAUUAUUUCUUUAAAUAUAUAUUAUAAUAGUAUAGAAGCUAAA